This is a messenger RNA of Ornithodoros turicata, 2169 nucleotides long. RefSeq lists its product as uncharacterized. The transcript is spliced from 2 exons. NCBI's taxonomy places the organism in Eukaryota, Metazoa, Arthropoda, Arachnida, Ixodida, Argasidae. The coding region runs from base 1 to 2007 and encodes 668 amino acids. The record is from RefSeq and is a predicted model, not a curated record.
AUGAGCCGCACAAUUUUUAAGACCGUGAUACAGGAUACCAUUCGUACCAUUCCUUUUGAGCUCGCUCCAUUUUCGUACUCUGAUAACGUUGAUUAUAUGAUAAAGCACUGGAGCGCCAAUGGAAUGACUGGCGUCUCAUACGAGGAACUACGUACAAGGGCUGAGCUGGUGCUUCAGCCGUACCUGGUGGCCAUGGGCUUCCCUAACACACCCCUUAAAAUCCCAAUGUUCACUAGAAUUAUUGCUCUGCUGGAACAAAAUUCAGAGUUCCACGAAGAGGCAAGUUUUCACAAAAGCACCAACAUCUAUGAUAUCUACAGAACGUUCGCAGACUGCAAGUACGAAACUUACCAGAAGCAAAAGCUGCAGCUAAAGCUUAAUACGUUCGCUUCAGCUGGAGAAUAUGCCGAAAAGACUACGGAAAAAGAGUUCUACCAUGUACUGGGUCUUCUAGCUGUGAAUGCCAUUUUUGAUGACGAACUGAUCGAGACGCUGACAGAGAGGAGCGUCCUGCAGCCAGGCGGACCUCUUAUGCGAGACGUUGCUGACGGUCUCAUUGGACAUGGAAUAGUUGAUGGCCUACAUGAUGGAAAUCCAACUUUCAUUCACAGGACGAUCGCCGAAUUCUUUGCAGCCCAUUUUCUGUUUUGCAAGAUUAAGAAAGCUGGAAGCAACAUUUCCAGGCUGGUGACGGCAGUGUUGGGACUGUAUGUGGAAAGUAACUAUGAGCAGGUUGUGACGUUCCUCGAUCAUUUCGCAACCGAAUCCUUCCCCUUGCAUUCCGCGAUUAUCCGUGGAGAUACCUCCUCUCUAACAGGCAUCAGAGAAGAAGACGUGUACGAGCUAGACCAUCUAGAUCGAACGCUACUCCACGUAGCGGCGCUGCAUGCAGACCCAGCAACCCUGAAGGCGCUUCCAGUUAACGAGUCACCGAUACGGAAAGACAAGCUUGGAAUGUCUCCCAUCAUGUACGCAGAAAAACUUCGAGAAGGGAGUGUAUUCGACAUAAUCUGUGACUGCUUCUCCAAUGCUAGCUCCGACUUGGCCGAAGAGUUUCCGACCGCCUUCAGAAAUGCCACGACAGAGAAAUCCCUCCGGAAGUCUGUGUUCUACGAAGUCGUAAAGGGGAACCGCUGUUCCCCGUUAAGGCUCCUUCUGAGCCGAUUGUGCAGGAAACGCAGCGAGUGUCGCCAGGGAAUUAAUCCCGAUCUUGUAGACUUUGAUACUAUCAGGGAUGAGGAGGGGAGAACUCUAUUGUUUUACGCAAAUACGACGGCUGUGCUGGAACUGCUCCUGCCAUACUGUGACCUUCUGGCAAUAGAUAAAUAUGGCUAUACUGUGUUGCAUUAUAGAAUCACGUGGCAUCAACAGAAAAGCCCGUCUUCUCUCGGGACGAUUGCCUUCGAGGAGGUAGAGUUUCUUUUUCUCCAUUCCACUGCAGAUUUUCGGAAGAGCUGGGAGACAACUCAUUUUCAGCAGACAACAGAAGAAGUGGAGACCAAGUUAGUGAAAUUGUUGCUGAGGAGUCCCGCCGCAACGUGGCGCUCGAUGCUGCUGCAAUCCUCAUGCCAGCUUCACGUCAUCAACUUGCUUCUUCCUCAUGCCUUGAUGUGCAAUCCUGCAGUAAACACAGUCUUUUCACCUUAUUCGAGCAACAAAUCGAAGGCUACCGGAGGCGCCCAGUUGGAUUUGUGGAGACCAGGCAGUCAACUGCUUUAUUACUCACCCCAGAAAAUAUGCGAAGUCGUGCAGCGUUCGCACGAUACUCACCUUGAAAAACUUAAAGUCUUGGUUCCUUAUUUCGAAACCGGCGAUCUUAUUAAAUAUACGAUGCAGUUCAUAUCGUCGGAUAUACUCUACGAAGCAAAGAACCUUGCCGUGCUGAAACACGUACUUCUCCGUUUCGACACUUUGUUUACGGACAAAGACGACUACGCAGCAUUGCACCUCUGUGCUAGACUUGGAAAGAUAAAGAAGGACGAAGCGCUUCCCAACUUUCAUGCGUAGCAUCGAGGAAAGAAGUGACUGACUUGUUUGAUCGGUGGACGAUGAAGACUAAAAAAGCAGGACAAUGCGCUCCAUGAAGCAACGUCGUCAGCAUUGCGUCAUGUGAUUAUUCACGCACGAGGACGUUAUUGACGAAGAAUAAAUACGACCAAGUUUUCAUUA